UGUGGACUUCCGAUUCCAGGUCUGACCGGUGACGAUGCCUUCUGUCCAUUCCGCCCGCCCAGCAAUCCUGAAUCAAUAAUUCAUCAUCACCAUCCACACUACUCCUCCUCCAGUCCUCCUUCCUGUUUCUGGGUUUUAAACAAUUGAUUAUUCAAAACAGUGUUGUGUUGCCUGGCCUUCAACUACUUCUACUGCCUCCUCCUCCAUUUGCGACGUCGGUCCACCCUGCGACUCUCGCAAUAAGAGUUUUUCUAAAAAAAAAACGAAAAAACUGAAAAUCAAUUCCCUACCGACCAACAAGUCUUUGCGAAUUCUAAUUCCAUUUUCUUUCCAAUUUCUUUAUCUGUCUUUUUUCCAAUCUCCCCAGGAUCCCUCUUCUCCCAUUGCUUAAUUGCAGGAAUUGGGGUUUCUUCUGAAAUGAUCUUUACAAGUGCUAUCUUUGGGUAUGAAUUUUAUGAUCUAAUUUGCAUUCAACAGUUUCCGCAAUGCAAUUAGUGUCAAAUGACAGUCGGGCAGAGGAUAUUUUGGAAACAGAGCCGAUUUUAUCUCAGUCCGCUACUGCCGAGAGAUCUGAGGAGUCUUCAUCUUCAAUUGAAAUCACUGUCAGCGGAGAAUUUUCUCUAACAGUCGAUGAUUCACCAAGUGGUGAUGCAGAUGAAAACUGUUGUUUAGUACAUGCAGACCAACCACUUUGCCGUAUAUGUCUUGAUACUGGAGGAGAAGAUCUGAUUGCGCCAUGUCAUUGUAAAGGCACACAGAAGUAUGUCCACAGAUCAUGUCUUGAUAACUGGAGAUCAACAAAGGAGGGCUUUGCCUUUUCACACUGUACAGAAUGCAGGGCAGUGUUCAUAUUGCGUGCAAAUGUUCCACCUGACCGCUGGUGGUUGAGGUUGAAAUUCCAGUUCCUUGUUGCUAGGGACCAUGCCUUCAUUUUUGUUAUUGUUCAGCUGAUUGUAGCAUUUUUGGGUGUGCUGGUCUACAAAUUUUAUGGAGAGGAACUGAGGGAAAUGUUUGGUUAUGAAGAACAUCCUUACGGUUUUUAUACCAUGGCAGUUUUGGCAGUUGUGUUGGUGGGUCUGCUUUAUGGUUUCUUCAUAGCUAUAAUUUGUGGGCAGAGGAUCAAUGAACGCCACUACCAUGUACUUGCCAAACAAGAAUUGACAAAGGAGUACAUAGUUGAAGACCGAGAAUCCAGUAAAGAUGUCCCAGAUCUUGAUCCCAGCCACAUUACCGAGCUAAGAAUGUUGGGCCUCUAUUAAGGUUCCCCAUUAUUAUGGAUUCAGAACUUCAUAAGCCAGAGGGUUUUGUGGUGGCAGUGGCACAUCUGGUCUCUCAGAUGCACAAAUUACACGUACCAAUCCAACCUCAUGUUGAAUCGUAAUAUGUAAAUUUUUCCUGUCCCCAGGUCCCGUGCUUUUUUUUUUCCUAGAAGAAAUCUCAUUUAAUCACAAACAUUGUUUCACUGUUGGAAUUACAAAUUGAUCAUCUUCUUUUAUUUCCUUGUUUUGUUGUUAAUACAACUGGUAAUCACACAAAAGCAAUGAGAACAUUGUGGAAGGCUUGUAAAGCCCAGUAUUUGGGAUAAUCAGUUUGUUCUUACGUUAAGUUUACAGUGCAUGUCUCAGGGUAUUUUGAAA
Molecule: messenger RNA, 1637 nt
Organism: Coffea eugenioides
Lineage: Eukaryota; Viridiplantae; Streptophyta; Magnoliopsida; Gentianales; Rubiaceae
Product: E3 ubiquitin-protein ligase MARCH1
Exons: 8
Coding region: 486-1259 (257 amino acids)
Molecular function (GO): zinc ion binding
Source: RefSeq, a predicted model, not a curated record